Molecule: messenger RNA, 678 nt
Organism: Rosa chinensis
Lineage: Eukaryota; Viridiplantae; Streptophyta; Magnoliopsida; Rosales; Rosaceae
Product: secreted RxLR effector protein 161-like
Exons: 1
Coding region: 1-678 (225 amino acids)
Source: RefSeq, a predicted model, not a curated record
AUGUUUGUCAAGUUUAAAGAGUCCAUGAUGCAAGAGUUUGAUAUGAGUGAUCUCGGCAAGAUGAGGUACUUUCUUGGUGUGGAAGUAUUGCAAUGCACCGAAGGCAUCUAUAUUAGCCAAAAGAAGUUUGCAAAGGAGUUGCUUGAAAGGUUUGGCAUGGAUGGAUGCAGUUUAGUUCAUAAUCCGAUAGCUCCUGGUGUGAAGAUUGGAAAAGAUGAAAAUGGGGUUAGAGUGGAUGCUACGGUAUAUAAGCAGAUGGUGGGAAGCUUGAUGUAUUUAACCGUAACAAGACCAGACUUGAUGUUUGUUGUGUGUAUGGCUAGCAGGUUCAUGGCAAAUCCCACAGAGCUUCAUUUUCAGAUUGUUAAGAGAGUGUUAAGGUAUGUAGGAGGAACUGUGGAGCUGGGAAUCUUUUACAAGAGGAGAGGAGAUGAGAUGUUGCAAGCUUAUACCGACAGCGACUAUGCCAGAGAUAUGAGUGAUAGGAAGAGCACGUCGGGGUAUGUUUUCUCUUUAAGUGGAGGAGUUGUGUCUUGGAUGUCGAAGAAACAACCUAUUGUUACUUUGUCAACCACCGAGGCGGAGUAUGUUAGCUGCCUCUUAUGCCACACAAGGUAUUUGGAUGCAAAGAGUGUUGGAGAAGUUGGGACUCACACAAAACAGCAGUGUUACCAUUAA